AUGCUCGUGCUACGUAGUUUGACCUGCCUUUUUAUCUCAGUUCUCUGGGUGGCGUCUUCUACCGCAUUUCCCACCGCCGAGGAGAAGCGCCAGGCCACCGUCACGGAGCUUCCGAGCUACGACUUCGUCAUUGUGGGAUCGGGAGCCGGCGGAGGACCUCUUGCUGUUAGGCUUGCUCUCAGUGGCCGCAAGGUUCUUCUUCUUGAAGCUGGAGAUGACCAGGGAGACAGCGUUCAGCAGUCGAUCCCGGCGUUCUUUCCGGCUGCCAGUGAAUAUGGACCAAUGUCGUGGGAUUUCUUUGUCAGACAUUAUCCUGAUGACGCCCGGGAAGCGAGAAACUCCAAGGCCACCUACACCACGCCCAGCGGCGGGACAUAUGUUGGAUUGAACCCACCUGCUGGCUCGAAGCUGAAGGGUAUCUGGUACCCAAGGGCAGGCACCUUGGGCGGCUGUGCUGCUCAUAAUGCCAUGAUAACGGUCUAUCCAUACCAAAAAGACUGGUCCUUUAUCCAAACCGUUACCGGCGACCCAUCCUGGUCUCCGGCCAAUAUGCGCAAAUACUUUACACGGUUGGAGCGCAAUGGAUAUAUAACAACGCAAACAGACCCCUCUGCUGUUGGCCACGGCUUUAAUGGCUGGCUUGGCACUGACGAAGUGGAUCUGGAGCUUAUGGCAAAGGACCCCCAGAUCCUUUCGAUGCUCACCGCAACCAACUCUGCGCUGAAAGGUGCCCCAGCCGAAAACAUAACCGACGCUGCAAGCCUGAAGAGGGCGUUUCCUCAGGAUAUGAAUUCCGACUAUGCCAACCGGGACUCGACUCAAGGCCUUUUUCGCAUCCCUAUGGCUGUCUCAGAUGGAAAGAGAAGCAGCCCGCGUGAUUUUCUUCUUGCUACUGCAAACGCAGUCAACGCCGAUGGAUCCAAAAAAUACAAACUCGACAUCCGCCUCAAUACUCUAGUUACCAAGGUGCGGUUCGCACCGUCCACUAAUAAGAAGAACGCCCCGCUUAAGGCAGUUGGUGUCGACUUUCUUGACGGCCCAAGCUUGUACAGGGCAGAUCCUCGAGCUGGUACAGCCAGCCCUGGAAGACCCGGCCGUGUCAAUGCUACUCGCGAAGUCAUCAUCUCAGCCGGCACUUUCAACACUCCCCAGCUUCUCAAGCUGAGCGGUAUCGGACCAAAGGCUGAACUCCAGAAGUUCAAUAUUCCUGUCGUGGCUGACCUUUCAGGCGUUGGUGCCAACCUUCAGGACCACUACGAGAUCAGCACUGUCGUCAAGUACGACACAGACUUCACCUUCCUCAAGGACUGCACGUUUCUCACUCCUGGCACGAAUGAUGCUUGCUUCGCACAAUGGAUCAGCGGCUCAGACCAAAAGGGACCCUACGGAACCAACCUUGCCCAAGCUGCGGUUCUAAUGAAGUCGAAUCCUGCUGUCGCUGACCGUGACUUGUUCAUAUUCGGAGGGCCAAUCAAGUUCACCGGCUACUUUCAAGGUUACACCGCCGCCGCUAUCUCUGACACCAAGCAUUGGAGUUGGCUCACGCUCAAGUCGUAUCAGAAGAACAUUGCAGGUACCGUCACACUGCGCUCCGCCAGCCCCCAGGACAUGCCUGCCAUCAGUUUCAAUUAUUUCGAUGCCGGCACCACUGCGGGCGGCAUCGAUCAGCUAGACCUCCAACAGAUGGUUAAAAGCGUCAAGUUCAGUCGCGGCAUCUACGGAAACAUCUCAGCCCCGUACCAAGGUCGUUUCGUCGAGGAAUUUCCGGGCCCAAACACCAAGACUGAUGACCAGAUCAAGGAGUUUAUCAAGAAUGAGGCAUGGGGCCACCACGCAACCAGCACCGCGCGUAUAGGCGCAGACAGUGAUCCUUUCGCUGUCGUCGACUCUCGCUUCCGCGUCAAGGGAGUCCUUGGUUUGCGCGUUGUCGAUGCUUCCGUGUUUCCCGCCGUUCCGGGCUUCUUUCCUGUCGUUUCCGUUUACAUGGUCUCGGAGAAGGCUGCCGAUGUCAUUAUAGCCGAUAACCCCUUAUGA
Coniosporium apollinis CBS 100218 is the source of this 2034-nucleotide messenger RNA. RefSeq lists its product as uncharacterized. Lineage: Eukaryota; Fungi; Ascomycota; Dothideomycetes. The coding region runs from base 1 to 2034 and encodes 677 amino acids. The record is from RefSeq and is a predicted model, not a curated record. The transcript has 4 exons. Gene Ontology annotation, molecular function: oxidoreductase activity, acting on CH-OH group of donors; flavin adenine dinucleotide binding.